AUGCUUUGUGCAGUUUGCGGGCGCGCCGCACGUGGCCGUUGCUCGCUGUGUGGGUCUGCCUACUACUGCAGUGAGACCUGUCAGCUGCUGGAUUGGUUCGAGGAUCAUGCCGCGCACUGCAGGGCCCAGGAGGAGGGAUCACGAGACGAUGGAGCUGCUUGGGAGCCCCCCGAGACGCCUCCAAGAACUCCAACGGUCAGGCCAGCGGUCGCCGCUGACGAUGUUCGCCCACCCGAGGCAGAUGCAGCCGUGGAGCGUUGGAGGCAGUCACUGUCGGGGCUGGCGGAAGAGCUUUUCGACGAAGAUGACUUGGAGGACCUGGCAGACUUGGAAGUCCUGUUGGUCAGUGCAGAGGAGAUGACUGGCAGUGGAAGGCCCCGCUGCGAGUUGGCUUCUUUUGGUCCCCGGCCGGUGCUUCUGACAGCGCCGCACUGCCUGGCAUUGCUACGUGAUGGGCAGUCGCCGCACCUCGUGGAGAAGCACACGGUUGAAAUUGCCACGGGCAUCGCGCGGCACCUCGAGGGCAGCUGCCUGGCCUGGUCAGCGCUGGAGCGCCGGCGCACCGAGCUCCUGUGGAGGCUCUCAAAGCGAGUGAACGAGGAGCGCGGCCGCUUGGACAUUCGCAACGGGCACCUUCUGGACCCUCGAAAUCGUGAUCCGAACUUUCUGGCCACAUCUGAGCUACAAACGAACAGCUGGUUUCAACAGAUGCUGCGUGCAUCACAAGCCUGGAGCUUCAAGUUCGGCCCAGAUUUGGAAGCACUUCAUGUUGAUGUUCAUGGGUGCCAGGAUCCGCCGAACACUCCGUCGCACCUCACUGUUGGACUAGGCGCCAUGUGUUUCCACGCCAGUGACUUGGGCGACACGGACGGCUACGAGAAUGCCAUGUGCUUUGGCCACGCGCUUUGCAAAGAGCUUGGCCAGGUUUUGGCAAAGGCCGAGGCCCUGCAAGCCUUGAGACCACGGGCGGCGCUGGUGCGCCUGGCGGCUCCAGGACCUGAGGACGAUCACUGCCCACGGUUUUCUGGGGCUUGGCGCGGCGGCCGGCACACACAGUCGCAGCAGGCGAUCCUCGCGAACUUCACACACGCAGUGCAGCUGGAGCUCUCCAAGGCGCUCCGGGGCAUCCUGGCCACCGACGAGGUGCUCCUUUCCGGCUUUGCGAGCGCCUUGCGAGCGGCCUGGGUCCAGGCGAAGUCUGCAAAGGCUGCGGCCGCGUGUUGCUGUGCCGCGAAAGACGAAGGCGUCGAAGUGACCGCCUAUGCGAUCGGAGAGCGCUUCCAGGGAUCCACACAAAAGCAGUAUGCGAUCUGCAUACGAAAGAAAGAGCAGCUCGAUCAACUCGGCAUGGAUGUGAAGCACCGGCUGGGCCGCCUGGUCGUGGUGGCCAUCCGCCGGGGUGGGGCGGUGGAUCGUGCAAAUCUGGUGGCUGCGCAACUGUGCUGCAGAUGUGUGGCGCAAUGUCUGUACCACCAGGUCAACGAUGUGAUCGUGGACAUAAAUGGUGCCACCUUGGACACGGGCAUGGUCGCAGAGUGCAAGUCUGCGCUGGUGUUGAAUGUCAAGUUCCUGAGAAGGGAACACUUCAGGCCUGGGGCUGCAAGUCAAGAGAGGAUUCUGCCAACACGAAGCUAA
Molecule: messenger RNA, 1635 nt
Organism: Symbiodinium natans
Lineage: Eukaryota; Dinophyceae; Suessiales; Symbiodiniaceae
Source: the annotation of a GenBank genome assembly